AUGACAAAGAUCGACGAGCGAGGCUCUGAUGAGAAUACUCCAAUGGACACUGUGGUUGCUAAGAAAAAUAAUGAAAGAGUAACUGUUAAGGAGCUGAAUCGUCUUAUCUCCGAUGUACAGGAGUGCCCGUCACAGGCAGAAAGUAACUGGUAUGUAGUCAGUAAUACACGGUGGUCGAAAAUUCUAGACGUUGAAGUUACGAAGUUGAUAGUUAACUUGCAACUCAUGACAGGCAUGUACUCCUCCGAAGACGAAGAAUAUACUCCAAACUACCUCAAUCUCUCCUCUCCUUUUCUCGAUAAGGAAGACGUAGAUAAAGAGAAUGUUCCUUCGGGUAGUUCCAUCGGCACUCCAUCUAGUAGUCAGGCCAAUGUGCCGUCGAGCAGUUGA
This is a messenger RNA of Cylicocyclus nassatus, 390 nucleotides long. Lineage: Eukaryota; Metazoa; Nematoda; Chromadorea; Rhabditida; Strongylidae. The record is from the annotation of a GenBank genome assembly.